This is a messenger RNA of Ornithorhynchus anatinus (platypus), 1898 nucleotides long. It is a transcript of the gene CYB5R5, whose product is annotated as NADH-cytochrome b5 reductase-like. The transcript is spliced from 6 exons. The coding region runs from base 1 to 1098 and encodes 365 amino acids. The record is from RefSeq and is a predicted model, not a curated record. NCBI's taxonomy places the organism in Eukaryota, Metazoa, Chordata, Mammalia, Monotremata, Ornithorhynchidae. Gene Ontology annotation, molecular function: oxidoreductase activity.
AUGGGUGCCGGCAUCAGUGCCGGCCGAGUUGGCAAGUGGAGGCCGGGAGGGGCCGGCUUCCCUCUGAGCGACGGUCCUGCUUUGCAGCUGAUGGAGGAGGGCGAGGCCCAGGAGGAGGAGACCGAGGCGGAGGAGAAGGCGGCCAGCGAGGAGGAGGAGGAGGGCGAGGAGGAAGAGGAGUGGCUGCGGCUGCGGCCCGUGGAGCCUAGGUCGGCGCAGUGCUGCGGCAGCGGCUGCAGGCCCUGCGUCUUCGACCUUUACCGGCGGGACCUGGCCCGCUGGGAGGAGGCCCGGGCCAGGAACGACAAGGGGCUGCUGUCCGGGAAUCGCGGGGAGCGGGAGCGGGAGCCUGCCGGGUCCGUCCUGAGCCCCGAAGCGUUCCGGGCCUUCGACCUGAGCGCGGUGGACCAGCUGACCGACGACGCCUUCCGGUUCAGAUUCACGCUGCCCGCCAACGGCCGCCUGGGCCUGAGCCCCGGGCAGCAUAUCGUGCUCCGGGCUGAGGUGGAUGGCCAAGCUGUCCAGCGAGCGUACACGCCCGUGAGCCCCGUCGAUGCCCGUGGCUACUUUGACGUCUUGAUCAAGUGCUAUCGCAACGGAUUGGCGUCCCGGUUCAUCAGGUCCUGGAGAGUGGGUGACUCGGCCCUCUGGCGCGGCCCCUUCGGGGGCUUCCCUUACCGGCCCAACCAGUUUGGACAGCUGCUCCUGCUGGCGGCCGGGACGGGCCUGGCCCCCAUGCUACCCAUCCUGCACGGCAUCACGGGCGACGCCGACGACGAGACGUUCGUCACGCUGGUGGGCUGCUUCCGGACCUUCGGGGACAUCUACCUGAAGUCCGUCCUCCAGGACCUGGCUCGCUUCUGGAACGUGCAGGUUCUCUUCGUGCUCAGCCAGGAGCCGUCGCUGGAUGGGCUCCCCCAGAGCUACCGGGACAGAACCCACCUGGGCCGCCUGGACCGGGACCGGAUGGUGCAGGUGGUGGGCGGUUGCCGGCGGAAGCCGUUCGCGCUGGUCUGCGGCCCCCCUGACUUCCAGAAAGACGUGGCCGGCCUCCUGCAGGCCGCCGGGCUGACGGAGGAGUCCUUCUUCUUGUUCUAGCCUCGGGCCGCCGCCUCCCGGCUUGCCCGGGGGCUCGCAGAGGGGCUGACAGAGGAGUCGUUCUUGUCCUAACCUCGGCCCGCCCUCCUCCCGGCCUGCCCGCGUGCCCACAUCGGGGUCGGGGUCUAGCUCCCGAGCCGUCUCCGUCCCCUCCCCGAGUCCUUGGGACGGGGGCCUUCCUGGGCCGGGCGCUUCGCCCGAGAACGGGGCAGUGAGCCCCCACACCAACCCCAACCCCCGUCCCUGCCCCCCGGCUGGCCCCAUGGCUUUGUCCACGCCAGUUCCUCUCUCAGGGUCUGGGGGGAGGCGUGUCCGACGGGGGAGCCUUUCUGGUCUGGAGGGCCGGUGGUAAGAGCCUCCGACCCCUCAAAUAGCGCUUUCACUCGCCGUCACCACUUGAGGUCCCAACCUCCCCACCCCCCUGUAGCAGACUUGGACAGAUCUUUACAUUUUAUUGCUCCUGCGUAAUAUAUUUUAUUUAAUGCCCCGUCUCCCUCAGCUCCUUGAGGACAGGGAUAGUAUCUACUGACUGUUUUGUACUCUCCCCAGGGGCUCCUACGGUGCUCCGUACAAAGUAUUAUUUUCAUCUUGUCUGAUGUGCCUUUGGCCAAAUCCCUUGUUCUUAGACCGGGGUCAGGGAUGCCAUCCGAUUCUCCUCCGGGUAAUUUUUUUUUCUCUAGUGCUUAGCACAGUACUUGGCGCAAAGCUGGUAUUUAAUGAAUACCACUACCGCUUCUCCCGCUAAGGGCUACCAUCACUGGACGUAGGUGUUCCCAGGGAGGCAGGGACAAUAGGUGGAA